UGGGGGAUCGUGAUGUUGGAUCCUAAUCCCUCAGCGUUGGCUGCAGCACGGCCUUAGGAUAAACUGACAUGGACAUUUGAAAAUGCUACUUGGACGUUAGCAAUUAUUUAAAUGAUUGCUCAGAAGUCAUUUUCAUCUAAAGGGAAUGCCAACUCUGGUUCAGCAUGCAGCACUGCGCACACCAACGAAGGUAAAAGUCUUUCAGCCGUUGAGGACUUAACGCCGAGACUUACACUCCACAGAAGAUCGCACCUGCAGCAGCACUGAGAGGAAUUUACGGCUCCUUGGGAGGAUUAUGCCAUUAUAGGUUACAACUUGAGCUUUUCUUAGAGUACCACGGCUACCGGGCAAAGUCAGUCCUGCUUUGCUAACACCAAGCAGGAACCAUGGAUGACCCCUAUCACAACAAUGUGACCCAGCAGGGGACAGAAGGUGGAGAGUACACCUACACCCAGGAGGGAGGAGGUCCAGAUGGCUACCCUUACCAGGCGGACUACCCUCCGCAGGAAGAGGACGCUCGCAGCGAUGCCACCGAGGGCGCAGACGACGACGAGCAGAUGUACGAGGGCGAGUACCAGGGGGUUCCCCAUCCCGACGAGAUCAAGGAGGCUCGGCGGGCGGCUCGUUUGGAGGCCAGGAGGAAAGCCCGUCAGGCUGCCCAGCAGGAGGAGGAGGACAACCUGCCGGAGCAGUACGAGACCCUGAUGGAGGACUGCGGCCACGGACGCUUCCAGUGGAUGCUGUUCGCCGUGCUGGGCCUGGCGCUGAUGGCUGACGGAGUGGACGGCUUCGUGGUGGGCUUUGUGCUGCCCAGUGCUGAGAAGGACAUGUGCCUAUCCAACUCGGACAAAGGAAUGCUUGGUCUGCUGGUGUAUGUGGCGAUGAUGGUGGGGGCGUUGGUGUGGGGGGGUCUGUGUGACAAGAUGGGCAGGAGGAAGUGUCUGAUCUACGUCCUGAGCAUCGACCUGGUCUUCUCCUUCCUGUCCUGCUUCGCUCAGGGCUACGGCUUCUUCCUCUUCUUCAGGAUCUGCUCCGGCUUCGGGAUUGGCGGCUCCAUCCCGAUAGUUUACACCUACUUCACGGAGUUCCUGCAGAUGGACAAACGUGGAGAACAUCUGAGCUGGCUCUGCAUGUUCUGGAUGCUGGGGGGUCUGUACGCCUCCUUCACCGCCUGGGGAAUCAUCCCGCACUAUGGUUGGGGAUUCGCCAUCGGGACGGAGUUCCAGAUCCACAGUUGGAGAUUAUUCAUCUUCGUGUGUCUCUUCCCUGCGGUGGCUGCCCUCGUCGGAGUCAUCUUCAUGCCGGAGAGCCCUCGUUUCCUCCUGGAGGCGGCUCGACACGAUGAGGCGUGGAUGGUGCUGAGACGAGUUCACGACACCAACUGGAAGGCCAAGGGAGAGCCAGAGAGAGUCUUCACUGCGACCAACAUCAAGACUCCACAGACUGAGGAGGACGAGUUCAUCGAGAUCCAGAGCGACACGGGGACGGCCUUCCAGCGCUGGACCGUCCGACACAUGACCAUGCUGCAGCAGGUGAUGGCUAACAUCAUGUCCCUGUCGGCCCCUGACCUCAGACUGCAGGGUCUCUUCCUCCUCAUCGUCUGGUUCUGCCUGGCCUUCAGCUACCACGGGCUGGGAGUGUGGUUUCCCGAUAUGAUCAAGUACAUGCAGUACGAGGAGUACGAGUCCAAGGUCCGAGUGUUUCACCGGGAACGAGUCGAACGCUUCCACUUCAACUUCUCUCUGGUCAACCAGAUCCACCGCGAGGGGGAGUACAUCCACGACAAGUUUGCAAACAUUGAGAUUAAGUCUGUGAAGUUUGAGGAUUCUCUGUUUGAAAACUGCUACUUUGAGGAUGUCAAGUCCACCAACACCUUCUUUGAGAACUGCACCAUCAAAAACACCGUCUUCUAUAACACAGACCUCUGGAAGGAGAAGUUUAAAGAAUGCCGGAUGGAGAACACCACCUUCCUCCACCCGAAGAAAGGCUGCCACCUGAACUUCCAGGAGGAGAACGACAUUGUCAUUUACAUGGUCAGCUUCCUGGGGAGUUUGGCCGUCUUACCCGGAAACAUCAUCUCUGCUUUGUUCAUGGACAAGAUAGGAAGGAUCCGAAUUAUAGGUGGUUCCAUGUUGGCGUCGUCCGCCUGCACCUUCCUGCUGCUGCUCAGUUUCAGUCAAGGAGCGGUAAUAUGUUGGCAGUGUCUCUUUUACGGCACCAGCGUGGCGGCUUGGAACGGGUUACAGGUCAUUUCUGUGGAGCUCUACCCCUCCGCCAAAAGAGGGACGGCAUUCGGUAUCCUGAAUGGGAUCUGCAAGAUUGCCGCCAUCCUCUCCAGCUUCAUCUUCGCCAAAUUCAUCGGCAUCACGAAGAUCAUUCCCAUCUUCCUGGCCUUCGUUGCCCUCGUCUGCGGGGGUCUGGUGGCCCUGAAGCUGCCGGAAACCCGGGAGAAAAUCCUCCAGUGAAACAGCCAAACUCCUGCAGCCUCCACCGCUGCAUCGCUAUGAGGAAAGCUUUUUUGGGGGGGGGGGAAAGUGUAUCAGCUUAAACUGAAUUGGAAAGAUGCGGUUGCUGUGUUAUAAUAUUUAAAGAAAUGUUGAAAACCUGUCUGGUUGCCUACCUGAACCCGUGGUUGCUUUCUAUUCCCUCUGUGAGCUCCUCAGGCUCCUGUUAACAAAACUAGUGGUUCCUUUUGAUCAUUUACUCUCCGUCUUCUACACCGAAAAACCUGAAAAGUUGACUUUAAUUAAAAGUAUUAAGUCAACAAACUUCACAUAACUGUAAUAAGUUAGUUGACAGCAAUAAUAUAAAUUGGUUCAACUUAAUAUCAUUGCUUUCAGCUAGAGUCUAUGUUUUUCAGUACACACACACACACACACACACACACACACACACACACACACACACACACACACACACACACUGUAGCGACAUGUGUUUUCUUUGAGGUUUGUGUAAAAGAAUAAGAGAUGUGUGUACUUGAAAGGUGAUGUAGUUCAUGUUACCAUGUUGUGCUUUGAUUCCAUUCCCCUGCUGGAUAAAGAAAAAGGAAGGACUUAUAGUCCCAUUGGAUUUGAAUCCCGUUGUAUGUCCUCCGAGGCUCAGCAGCAACAUCACCGUUGUUAUUCAGAGAAAACACCUCUUUUGUUCACCCAGACUUUAUGUAUUCUGUCGGUCCUGUGUGUCGUCUUCUUUUAGUCCACUUGUUGUUGCUAGACUUAAACCUGGAUUUAAUUAAACGUAGGCGUUAUUUUACUGGAACAGCGGACUGGAUCCUCCUCCUUCUUUGUCCCUCGAAAAACACGUUGUGUGCGUUUGUUAAAAGUAGAGCUGUGUUUAUGAGUGGUGAAAACGUAGAGUGUUAUAUGUCACAUCUUGCCAUGACAUCAAAAUAAGGAACUGUUUGUUUAUUGAUCUGUUUUUGUUUUCUAAAAAAGUGAAAUUAGAUGUUUUGAUAUGAGGCUCUCAUUUUAAUGUUCUGACGAAGAACAGUUUUACGGAACCUGCUGCGUUUCUGACAACACGUGUCAAGAUUUCUAAGGAGCAUGUUAUGUUUUUUUGGCGUGACUGAGCUGUGUGUGUGUGUGUGUGUGUGUGUGUGUGUGUGUGUGUGUGUGUGUGUGUGUGUGUGUGUGUGUGUGUGUGUGUGUGUUUGUGUGUGCAGUUGUUAUCCACAUGUCUGUGCAUUUACACAAUAGUCUGACUACCACUACUGUAUUUGUUGUUGUACAUACUGUAGACCUGUGCAUAUCAGUUGUAAAAUAGUAGCUCCGUCAUGACUUGAAUAAAGAUGAGGGCUUAUCAUAGUUUCCUCGUUUCUAAUUCAUGCUGAAUGUGCAAAUUAAACAAAAAUUACCUCCCACAAUCAUCAUUUAUUUUCCAAUUAC
Eleginops maclovinus (Patagonian blennie) is the source of this 3887-nucleotide messenger RNA. RefSeq names its product synaptic vesicle glycoprotein 2Ba (gene sv2ba). NCBI's taxonomy places the organism in Eukaryota, Metazoa, Chordata, Actinopteri, Perciformes, Eleginopidae. Gene Ontology annotation, biological process: chemical synaptic transmission; transmembrane transport. Gene Ontology annotation, molecular function: transmembrane transporter activity. The record is from RefSeq and is a predicted model, not a curated record. Gene Ontology annotation, cellular component: synaptic vesicle membrane; neuron projection.